Molecule: messenger RNA, 9636 nt
Organism: Plasmodium falciparum 3D7
Lineage: Eukaryota; Apicomplexa; Aconoidasida; Haemosporida; Plasmodiidae
Product: putative NYN domain-containing protein
Source: RefSeq, a predicted model, not a curated record
AUGGAUCAACACAAAAAUAUUUUAGAAAUUUGUGGGAAGAAUGAUAUAUCUAAGGAAGAGACGAAAGAACACGCUAAUGUAUUAUUAGGAUGCGCAAAAACAGAAAAAGAGGAAAAGAAUUUGGUAGAUGAUAAAAUAUAUAAUGAAAAAAGCAAUCUUAUUAAUAUAAUAAACAAUAAAAAUGAUAUAAUGAAAACAACAGAUGUAAAAAAUGACAAAACGUUAAAGGAUGAUACAAUAGAAAGAAUUAAUCAGAAGGUCGUGAAAACCAAAAAGAAUCAUUUAAUAAAUGAAGAAGAAAAAAAUAUACAUGAAGAUAUAAAUCAAAAUGGUAAUAAAAGUAAACCUGACGAUAAUAAAAGUAAACCUGACGAUAAUAAAAGUAAACCUGACGAUAAUAAAAGUAAACCUGACGAUAAUAAAAGUAAACCUGACGAUAAUAAAAGUAAUCCUGACGAUAAUAAAAGUAAACCUGACGAUAAUAAAAGUAAUCCUAACGAUAAUAAAAGUAAACCUGACGAUAAUAAAAAUAAACCUAACGAUAAUAAAAAUAAACCUGACGAUAAUAAAAGCAAACCUGACGAUAAUAAAAGCAAACCUGACGAUAAUAAAAGUAAACCUAACGAUAAUAAAAGUAAACCUAACGAUAAUAAAAGUAAACCUGACGAUAAUAAAAGUAAUCCUAACGAUAAUAAAUGCAUUAUGAAUGACAACAAAACAAAUGGAGAUAUUAAAAAAAAUAAAAUUGAUAAUGUUUUUAUAAACCGUUGCAGUAAUAAUUCUUAUGUAAGGGUUAUAAAUAGAACAAAUAGAAUUUAUAAUUAUGUGGAGAAUAUGAUACGACAAAAAAAACAUUUUAUGGUUAAAUAUAAAAAUUAUUAUAUUCAUUAUGCAGAAAAGGUUAUGAAUAUAAAAGAAAUAAAAAGAAAAUAUGAAGAGAACUAUCAUUUUGCCAAGUCAUAUUUGUGUCAUGAUGAUUUAUUAAACAUUAAAAAGGAUACAAUAAUGUUUGUGAAGAAACAUAGGGAAUUAAAUUAUAGAAAUACAAAUCUGUGUGAACAUAAAAAUAAAAAUGAUAAUAAAAUAUUCAAUGAAAUCAAUGGCUUACGUUCUAUUUUAAGUGAGGACAAAACAAACAUGGAAAUAAAAGAUGAUGAAUAUUAUAAAAUAAUUGAACAAACCAACCAUCAGUGUUUUAAGGAUAAAGAAAAUGUAAAUCCUGUGGAUAUAAUGAAUAUACAUAAAGAUACAUAUAAUGAUAAUGCUACAAAUAUAAAUAAGGAAGAUGAUAAUAACUAUUUAGAUAUGGAUCAUAUACAUAUGAAGGAGAUGAAUUCUAACGUAGGUCUUAGUUAUAUAUAUUAUUAUAUGAAUAAUAAUGAUAUGUUUAGUAAAAAUGUUUAUAAAAUAUAUAUAAUGAAAAGUGAAGGAAAUUACACACGUCAUAUGAAUAAGGAUAUUGAUGAACAGAGAUGUAUAUAUAAUACUUGUAGUAAAAAUAAUAUCUACUCUAUAAAUCAUUACAGCGGUGAUAUAAAUAUAUGCUUAGGUAAUAAUGUAAAGGGGGAGGAUCAUACCUUUGUUAAUAUGCCGUAUGAUAAAAAAAAAUGGAAUGAAAUAAGGAAGAGUACAAAUAAUAAUUAUAAUAAUAUAAAUAGAGAUAAAAGAAAUACACAUCGUUCUCUUAAAAAUGUACGAAUAAUAAAUAUAAAACAUAAAAAUAUAUCAUAUGUUAUAUGUAAGAACUACCUGAAGAAGGGUAAAAAUUAUUAUGAAAGAAGAAUGUUGAAAAAUAUGAAUUUAAAAUAUAAUAUCCUUAAAAUAAAUAAGUAUAUCCUUUCUUGUAACAAUAUUUAUAAAUAUGCAAAAAUGAAAUAUAUACUUCAAAGUGUUUUUAAUAAAAUAUUAACAAAUAAAAAUAUAAUGGAUUAUAACAAAAUAAAUACAAUUAUAGGAAAAGAAAAGGAAAAAGAAAAAGACAACAACAUCAAACACAACACCAAACACAACAGCAAACACAAAAACAACAACAAUAAUAAUAAUAAUAAUAAGGAGAAACCUAAUGAUGAUAUUAAUAUUGUCAAGAUGAAGAAGAAAAGGACAUACAUAUUUUUUAUUAAUAAAACAUAUAAACUUUUUAUACAUAAUUAUAAAAAUAUAUCUUUCAAGUUUGAAAAUUUAAUGAGAAAACAUUUUGUUGCUAAAUAUGAUUAUAUAUUUAAGAAAUUAUCUUAUUAUAUUACAUUAAAAAAAGAAAUAGAUUUAUGUAAAUUGUAUAUGUAUGAUAUGAAUGCUUUAGAGAUACUAGAUAAGAAUCUAGAUAUACAUAUAAAGGAAAAUAAACUAAUACAAAAUUUACAUUGUACUAUUAAUUUGAGAGAAAUCGAAAAUAUAAAAAGACAACUUUUUCAUUUAGAAUAUUCAAAAAUUCAUAGUAGAUUAUUUAAAUCAUUACAUGAAUGGGAAACAAAUAAAUAUAUAUUUUUAAAUCAAAAAAAAAAAGAAAAUACACAAAAUGAUCAUAUUUCGAGAUUGGAAGUAUUGAUAAAUCAAUCCAUAAAAAUUGAGGAACAGAUGGAUAUUCACAAAUAUAUGUACACACACAAAUAUACUCAUUAUGAAAUAUACAAAUCAAUGUUUGCAUAUGGAAAAAUUGCACAGAUGAGAAAUAAUCUGGAAAUAAUGAAAUGCAGAAUAAGCAUCGAACAAAUCGAAAAUGAACUAGAAAAAAAAAAAAUUCAGCGAGAAAUUAUGUUUAUUGAGGAACAGAAGGAAAAAAUGAAAGAGGAAAAAAUAUUUAUUGAGGAAGAGAAGAAAAAAAUAAAAGACCAAAAAAUAUAUAUUGACGAGGAAAACAAAAAAAUGAAUACAGAAAGACUAAUAAUUGAUUUGGAACAAAUAAAUCAUGAGCAAACAAAAAAAAAUAUUACUAAUGAAAAAAUGGAGCUUGAAAAAGAAAUCAAAAAUUUUAGUAAUGAAAAAAUUACGAUUGAGAAAGAAAAACAAAAUAUUAGUAAUGACAAAAUUACGCUUGAGAAAGAAAUACAAAAUAUUAGAAAUGAAAAAAUGACGCUUGAAAAAGAAAUACAAAAUAUUAGUAAUGACAAAAUUACGAUUGAGAAAGAAAUCAAAAAUUUUAGAAAUGACAAAAUGACGAUUGAGAAAGAAAUCAAAAAUUUUAGAAAUGACAAAAUGACGCUUGAGAAAGAAAUCAAAAAUUUUAGUAAUGACAAAAUUACGCUUGAGAAAGAAAUACAAAAUAUUAGAAAUGAAAAAAUUACGAUUGAGAAAGAAAUACAAAAUAUUAGUAAUGACAAAAUGACGCUUGAAAAAGAAAUCAAAAAUUUUAGAAAUGACAAAAUGACGCUUGAGAAAGAAAUCAAAAAUUUUAGUAAUGACAAAAUUACGCUUGAGAAAGAAAUACAAAAUAUUAGAAAUGAAAAAAUUACGAUUGAGAAAGAAAUACAAAAUAUUAGUAAUGACAAAAUGACGCUUGAAAAAGAAAUCCAAAAUAUUAGCAAUGACAAAAUAGUUUUUGAAGAGGAAAAAAAAAAGUUCUUAGAUAACAAGGAAACUAUAACAUACGAAAUAAAAAAAAGCAUAUUGAUCGAUAACUUAUGUGUAAAAGAAAAGCAGAAGUUUCUAAACAUUAAGAAUGAAGAGAUAAAAUUAGAUCUUGAUAAACUGAAUAUUAAAGAUGAAAGAGAAAAACUAGACAAGGAUAAGAUAGAGAUGGAAAAUGAAAAAGAAUCAUUUUGUAAAGAGAAAAAAGCAUAUGAACUGAAGAAAGAAGAUUUAGAAUUAGAUGUUAUAAUUGUCGAUAUACAAAAGAAGAUGAUAAAAGAAAAUUUUGAAAAAAUUGAAGAUGAAAAAAGAGAUUUUCGAAUCGAGAUAUUAAAACCAAUAGAAAGAUUAAAUAGAGUUACAAAUUAUUUAUAUUAUAAGAAGGCAUUAAAAAAAUACAAUAAACAUGGAAAAGAACAAAAUCUGAAAUAUAAUAAAUAUACAAACAAAAAUAAGGAUACAGAGGAAGAAAAUAGUAAUUCGGAUAUAUAUGGUGAUAUGUUUUUAAAAUAUUCUUCCAAUGUAAAUAAAUCUAAUAAAGACACUUCAAAAGAUGUCAUAAAUAAAACAAUUGAAAGAGAUUAUAUGGAGAAACAAAGAAAACAAAUGGAACUUUUAAGUCAAAAAAUUAACAAAGAUAUAAUUAAAUUAAUUAGUGAUAAAGCAAAUGUUAAAUUAAAUGAAGAAGAAAAUGAAAAGGAUAAAAAUAUGAUUAAGAAAUUUAAAGAAGACCUAACCAAAGAUAGAACCAAAUUAGAAAGUGACAUAUUAGAACUAAAAAAAGAAAAAGAAAAACAUGAUAUAGAAAAAAAUAUAAUUUAUAUGGACAAGCAAAAAAUUAUUACAGAUAAGGAAAAUAUAAAUAUACAAAACAAAAAUAUGGAAGCAGAAAGAAACAAUCUGAUGGUGGAAAAGAAAAACCUUGCUAUAUAUAAACAGUCUUUAGAAAGUAAUACAUAUAAGCUUCGAAGAUAUGAAACAUAUAUUGGUUAUUUAAGAAUACGAACACAUAAUGAUAGAAAUGAAUUAGAUUUAAGAAUAAAAGCACUUGAAAAAAAAAUGGAACAAUUCGAAUUUGAAAAGAAAUUAUUAUGUAUAAGUAAAAAAAACCUAGAUAAUGUUAAAAGUACCUUUUCUGAUAACAAUAAAAAAUUUUAUGAACAGAAAUGUUUAUUUGAGCUUGAACAAAAAAAAGUAGAAAAUGAAAAAAAUAAUUUAAUAAAUGAAAAAAAACAAAUAUGUAUGGAUCAAGCAAAAUUAGAAAUACAAAAAAAAGAAUUAUCAUUAGAAAAAUCGAAUUUUCAAAAAAUGAAAAAUAAAAUAAUUAAUGAAAAGCUAACUUUGAAAAAUGAAAAAAUUAAAUUAUCUCUAGAAAUAGGAAAACUCGAAAAUAGGAUAAAUAAAAUUGCCCAUGAUAAGUUCCAAAGUGCUUCAUUUAAUUAUUAUGAGAAGAGUGACGAUAUGAAAAGGGAAAAAAUAAAAAGGGAUAAAAUAAAAAUGGAAAAAAUAAAAAUGGAAAAAAUAAAAAUGGAUAAAAUAAAAGAUGGAAAGGUAAAAAAAAAUGGAAAUAUUAAAAAUGGUAAUGUAGAUAAUGAUAAGCUAAAAAAUGAAAAUUUAAAAAAUGAAAAUUUAAAAAAUGAAAAUUUAAAAAAUGAAAAUAUAAAAUAUGAAAAUUUAAAAUAUGAAAAUUUAAAAAAUGAAAAUAUAAAAUAUGAUGAGGUAAAAAAUGAAAAUAUAAAAUAUGAUGAAGUAAAAAAUAAAAAUAUAAACAAUAAAAAUAUAAAAUAUGAAAAUAUAAACAAUAAAAAUAUAAACAAUAAAAAUAUAAACGAUGAAAAUAUAAACAAUAAAAAUAUAAACGAUGAAAAUAUAAACGAUGAAAAUAUAAACGAUGAAAAUAUAAACGAUGAAAAUAUAAACGAUGAAAAUAUAAACGAUGAAAAUAUAAACGAUGAAAAUAUAAACGAUGAAAAUAUAAACGAUGAAAAUAUAAACGAUGAAAAUAUAAACGAUGAAAAUAUAAACGAUGAAAAUAUAAACGAUGAAAAUAUAAACGAUGAAAAUAUAAAAAACAAAAGUGCCAAUAUAAAAAUAAGUACAUAUAAAAAUUCGGAAGAGCAUCAUAUCGCAAAGGAUAAGGAUUCAAAUUAUGAAGAGAAAAAAAAAAAAAUAAUAAUAAAUAAAAAUAAUGACGAUACAAAUGAUGGUAUAAUAAUGCACAUGCAAGAUAAGUGUACGUAUUUAAAAAAUGAAAGAAAAGGAUUGCAAGAAGAAAAAAAAAAUAUUUCCAACGGAGAAAAUAUAAAGGAAAGUAUUAUAAUAAAUGAGAAUAUAAUAAAAACAAAUACAAAUAUAAAAAUAAAUACAAAUAUAAAAAUAAAAAUAAAUACAAAUUUAAUUACAAAUAUAAAUGAUAAUAUUAAUGAUAAUAUUAAUGACAAUAUAAUAAAUGAUAAUAUUAAUGACAAUAUAAUAAAUGAUAAUAUUAAUGACAAUAUAAUAAAUGAUAAUAUUAAUGACAAUAAAAUAAAUGAUAAUAUUAAUGACAAUAAAAUAAACGACGUUAUUAAUGACAAUAAAAAUACAAACUUAAAAAUCAAUAUUUUCGCGGAUCAUCUAACAUGUCGUAAUCAACAUUUGAAUUAUGCAAAAAGGAGUACAGCAAAAAAUAAAGGAGAUGACGAUUAUCAUUUAUCAAACGAAAGAAAAAAAAAUGAAGAAAAUGAUGUUAAUAAUGAUAUGGAAAGAAAUAAUAAAAUAGAAGAUAAAAGAAAUAUUUUAUAUAAAGAACAAUUUAAUAUAAUUGUAAAAAAUUACAAAGAUUGUAAAGAUAUAUCUAAUUUUGAUAAUCUUCAUGAUUCAGAUAAUAUAAUAUAUAAAAAAAUUAAUAUAAAAACCUUUAUAAAACGAGAUAUAAAUUUAUAUUCAAAAAUGGAAGAAACAAAGAAUUUAAUUUUCCCCAUGGAUAUUAAAAAAAUUUAUGGAAGUUUAUACAAAGUAAAAAAAAAAAAAAAAAUAUAUUUCAAAUUAGGACAUAAAAAAAAAAAUAAAAAAAAUAAUAAUAAAAUCCUUAUAGAUAAUAUCUUACAUAAUUUAAUUAUAUUAUUUUAUGAAUUCUAUUAUUAUAAUCAAAUGGAUAAUUUUAAAAUCGAUUUAGAUUUCUAUCAAGUACAUAAUAGUUUAAUAUGUAUUGUAGAUGAACUCUUUAUUUUGCAUAAUUUGCAAGGAGAAGAAAUUUUUGCAAAAAAAGAGAAAAAAGCAAAAAAAAAUAUAUGCAAACGUAAAGUAAUUAUUAAAGAGGAACAAAAGAUGAAAGGGGAAAAAGAGAAGGAAGAAAAAACGGAGAAGAAGGAAGAAAAAACGGAGAAGAAGGAAAAUAUGACUGAGGAGAAGGAAAAUAUGACUGAGAAGAAGGAAAAUAUGACUGAGAAGAAGGAAAAUAUGACUGAGAAGAAGGAAAAUAUGACUGCGGAGAAGGAAAAUAUGACUGCGGAGAAGGAAAAUAUGACUGCGGAGAAGGAAAAUAUGACUGAGGAGAAGGAAAAUAUGACUGAGGAGAAGGAAAAAAUGACUGAGGAGAAGGAACAAGUGACAGAGAAAGAAAAGGAAAAAAUGACUGAGGAGAAGGAAAAUAUGACUGAGAAGAAGGAAAAUAUGACUGAGGAGAAGGAACAAAUAACUGAGGAGAAGGAACAAAUAACUGAGGAGAAGGAACAAAUGACUGAGGAGAAGGAACAAAUAACUGAGGAGAAGGAACAAAUAACUGAGGAGAAGGAACAAAUAACUGAGGAGAAAGAACAAAUAACUGAGGAGAAAGAACAAAUAACUGAGGAGAAGGAACAAAUAACUGAGGAGAAAGAACAAAUAACUGAGGAGAAGGAACAAAUAACUGAGGAGAAGGAACAAAUAACUGAGGAGAAGGAAAAUAUGACUGAGAAGAAGGAAAAUAUGACUGAUGAGAAGGAACAAAUGAAGGAUCAAUCAUUAACUUUGGACUAUAAAUAUUUGAAUAGAGAUAAGAAUUUAUUAUUUUUAAGUUUUCAUAAUAUGACUAUGAAAUAUAAAUGCGUAGAAAUAAAUUUACAUUUUUAUGAUGAAAACGGGGAACUCAUGACUCCUGAAAUUAUUUCCAACUUAACUAAUAAAUCGAAUAUUACUAAUUUGUUAAAUGGCCACAUGCAAAUUUGUGAAAUCAGUAAUAUGAAUGCGCUUGAAAAAGAUCAAAUUAAUGACAUUGAGAAAAAUGUAGAAAUGGAUGAUAAAGAAGAACUUAUCACAAAUGAGCAAAGUAACAAUGAGUCCUCUCCUAAUAAAAAAAAAAAUAAAAAAAAAAACAAAAAGAAAAAUAAAAAAAAAAAGAAAAAGAAAAAUGUUAGUUGUAAUAAUAGUAGGAGUAGUAGCCAAAAUAAUGAUGAUAAUGAUGAUAAUAAUGAUCAGAACAAUAAUCAUAACAAUAAUCAGAAUGACCAGAACAAUAACCAGGACAAUAACCAGGACAAUAACCAGGACAAUAACCAGGACAAUAACCAGGAUAAUAACCAGGAUAAUAACCAGAACGAUAACCAUAAAAAGGUACUUCCCAAUUUAAAAAAAAAUAAAGGUAAUGAAAAAAUAAAAAAAAAUGAUAUGAUCAACAUGGAACAAAAAAAUGAUAAAGGUAAAAAGAAAAAGAAAAGCGCAUCGACAAAUAAAAAAUGUUCUGAUAAUCUUUUAAAAGAAAAUGAUAAAGAGAAAACUUCUCCUGGAAAAAAAGGUAUGGAUUAUAUUAAAGAAGAUAGAAAAUAUUGUUUUAAUUUAUUGUAUGAAGAACAACCAUACAAAGCUUUGCUUUUAAAAAAUGACAUGGGUAUAAAUUCCUCAGAGGAAUUAGAAAAUGACAGUAAAAAGAAGCAAAAACAAGUAUCAAAUGGUUUAGAAGGAUUAAAAGAAGAGAAGAACGAAAAAAAAAAAAAAAGAGAAGAUAUAGAUGAAGUAGAUAUUUGUCAUUCUGGAGAAUAUAUAAAAGGUUCACCAUAUAUGAAAAAAAAUAGUUCUGGAAAUAAAUUACAAAUGAAUAAUUCUACUCCAUCCAUUACUUCUAAUGGUAAUAAGAAGUCCUUUAUAAAUGAGCAGAAUAACCUGAACAAAUUAAUUAAAAAAAAAGAUGGUGAAAAAAAAAAGAAUUAUAUAAAUGAUACCAAGGUAGAUGUUAAAAAGGGAAAUAAAAAUGGAGAUAAAAAUGGAGAUAAAAAUGGAGAUAAAAAAGAUAUAAAAAGAGAAGUAAUAAUAAAAACAGCAACUAAUGAAAAUAUAAUAUAUGAUUUGUAUGAACAAGAAAAACCUUUAAAUAUUCCAAAGGAAAUAUUGAAUAUAACAGCUUUAUUAUCUUCUCCUAUAUUAACUACUUAUAAUAUAAAACCUAUAUGUCAAGUUAAAUUUAAUUAUGGAUAUAAUAAUACAAAACAAGGAUUAUAUAAUUAUUGUUAUUCAUAUUUAAUAAGAAUUCAUGAAGGUUUUGAUAUUUUUCCGAUGGAAGGUUUUAAGUUUAGAUCUAUUGUAAUUGACGGGGCAAAUGUAUGUGCAAAGGUUAUUAAUGAAAAGAGUUAUAAUUUUUUUGAUAAAAAUUUGACAACGGUAUAUGAUUGUUCUUUAUUAAAUGAGGUCUACUUAUAUUUUAAGAAAAAAAAUGUACACGAUAUUGUAAUAGUUCUGAAUUCUGUCACGAAGAAAGGGAAUGAAUAUUUUCUCAGAAAUAAAAAACUGUUUAACUAUUCAUGUCUAGAAAAUUUAAUUAAAUUGAAUGUUAUACUUAUUAGUAAUGAAAAAUAUUAUCAAAGCGAGAAAUGGGGGGUCAUCAAACAGCGUACGUACGAUGAUGUCGUGAUAUUACAGCUAGCUGCUCAUAAAAAUGGCUGUGUUAUAUCCAAUGAUAAUUAUAACGAUCUGAAAGAAGACGAAUAUUACAGAGAUAUAAAACAUGUCAUUUCUUAUUAUGUCGUGAAACAUAAUUACGAUAAAAAUAAAGGCUUCUAUUUAGACAUUACAAAAAAACCUUUAAAAUUUAUAUUAAAUGCCUUAUUUCAAAAGGUUUAA